Messenger RNA from Cokeromyces recurvatus, 1496 nucleotides. RefSeq names its product allantoinase. Gene Ontology annotation, cellular component: cytoplasm. Gene Ontology annotation, biological process: allantoin catabolic process; purine nucleobase catabolic process. The transcript is spliced from 3 exons. NCBI's taxonomy places the organism in Eukaryota, Fungi, Mucoromycota, Mucoromycetes, Mucorales, Mucoraceae. The coding region runs from base 63 to 1496 and encodes 477 amino acids. The record is from RefSeq and is a predicted model, not a curated record. Gene Ontology annotation, molecular function: zinc ion binding; allantoinase activity; cobalt ion binding.
UUUUUUUUCCCUUAAUACUAUUGUCGUCUGUUUUUCUUUUCUUUUCUUUUUCCUCUUUCAUUAUGACUAUUACUGAACUAAACCGAUACUUACUUAUUAAGGCACCAAAUGCUAUUCUUUCUCCUCUACAUACACAAGGAUCAGCUCAAGUGCUUGUUGAUAAAACUACUGGAAAGAUCAUUGAAAUUGCUCUUGGAAAUAGGCAAUGUAUAUCUUCUUUAGUUGAUAUUGAUACAGAAAUAAUAGAAUUAAAUCAUGAUCAAUUAUUAAUGUCUGGCUUAGUUGAUGCUCAUGUUCAUUUGAAUGAGCCUGGACGAACAGAGUGGGAAGGAUUUGAAACGGGUACAAAAGCUGCUGCUGCAGGUGGUGUGACAACAGUCAUUGAUAUGCCAUUGAAUGCUAUUCCUCCAACUACCACAGUAGAAAAUUUGAAUAUAAAAUUAAAUGCAGCCAAGGGCCAAUGUCAUGUGGAUGUUGGCUUUUGGGGCGGAGUUGUACCUGAUAAUGCUAAUGAAUUGCCUGCUUUAAUUCAAAAAGGGGUUCGUGGCUUUAAAUGUUUCCUGAUGGAAAGUGGAGUAAUUGAAUUUCCUUGUGUAAAUGAAGCUGAGAUACGUUUAGCAAUGGACAGAAUGAUCAAUUCAGAUCGAGUAUUAUUAUUUCACGCAGAACUGGAAGGAUGCCAAAAGUCCCUUCAACAUAAGGAUGACGAUGAUGAUGAUGAUGAUCAAAAGGCAUACACUAGCUUUUUAAAAUCUCGUCCUGAAGAAUUAGAAACAAAUGCGAUUUAUAUGAUUAUUCGUCUUUGCAAAGAGUAUUAUGAUCAGGGUAAACCUGUAAAUACACAUAUAGUUCACCUAUCUGCUGCUUCUGCCAUUCCUUUAAUCCGCGCUGCAAAGCAAGAAGGUAUUCCUCUUACUGUUGAAACAUGCUUCCAUUACCUUUAUUUUACCGCUGAAGAUAUUGAAGAUGGGGCUACCUAUUAUAAGUGUUGCCCUCCUAUUCGUGAAGCAUCCAAUCGUGAAAAGCUAUGGGAAGCUUUAUUGGAUGGAACUAUUGAUUAUGUUGUAAGCGACCAUUCACCUUGUACUGCAAAACUCAAGAAAACAGUAACAGGUAAUUUUAAUCAAGCAUGGGGAGGCAUUGCUAGUGUCCAAUUUGGAUUAUCUAUUCUUUGGACUGAAUGUCAUAAACGUGGAGCCAGCCCUCAAAAAAUAGCACAAUGGUUAAGUUUAUUUCCAGCCAAAAGAGCUACAUUAGAUCAUAAAAAAGGUAAAAUUCAAGUAGGUUAUGACGGUGAUUUUGUCAUUUGGCGUCCAGAUUUCACUUUUAAAAUCCAUGUUGAUGACGUCUAUUUUAAAAAUAAAGCAUCACCUUAUAUUGGCAAGACACUCUACGGCAUUGUUGAUCAAACUAUUCUUCGUGGCUCAGUUAUUUAUAAUCGUGAAAAAAGUAAUCCUUUUAUUGAAAUUCCUAUAGGUCAAUCAUUGUUGGAAUAG